GAGGCCUCGGAGACACGUUACAGGCGUUGGGUGACCCUUUGCAUCACUAGCAUUCACGGGUAACUUUUUGGCCCAAACUGAAGACUCCCUCGCAGGCAAAUAUCGGGGGCGAGAAACGCGGCAUGAGAACUUUACAGAACAUUAUCCUUUUUUUCUCUUCCCGACACAAUACACCUGCAUAUCCGCUGCUGCCAGACGUACAAUGUUAUUUACAGAGGCGAAAAUCCAUGUACUGCAGUCUUAAUGGUUACUCAGAGCGUCAUAUCCAUCCACUACGCGUGUGUCCUGCUCCCAAUCCUAUGCUGUGACGGUAGCAGAUGGGAUGUAUAUGCGUUUCUCUCCCCCAUAAGACGACUUUCGUAGAAUAACUUGCAAUGCCUCACCGGUGGAGCGGCAGGUCAGGUGUCGGGAAGGGCAUCACACACCGAAUGCCGCAAUCGGUGGCUGAUAAUCAAGGCGGCAUGAGCUCUCCAGUCUCCUUGAGUUCUCCCCAGCGAACCGCAGCGCCCGCGACGACCGGUGUCUGAGCUACUGUGGACAUCCCAACAACCCCUUCCACCUAGACCUCCCCCCUCUCCUAACCUUCAGACAUGUCCCGAGGUGCAGAGGGCGUGAGAACAGUGUGUAUUUGGCCCUCACACAACUGACACUUUGCUAGAUUACGUGCACGUACUGACGAAGGCAGAGACGGACGGCUUAAGGUAUUACAUGUGAUUGUGUGUCGUCAUGAGUGUUUCGUGUGAGUCGCCCUCCUCGUGCGUUACUCCUUCCCUUGGUGUAGAGUUGUGUGCAGUACAGUGCCAGCGGCGGGCAGUUGUCACACACGUUGUCUGAAGGCUGAAGUGAGUGAUCGGCAGCGGUGUGGAGUCGGUGGAUCGCUGUGACAUGGAGCGGCGGUGCCCUGUGGAGAAAUUACGAUCAAACAAAUCCCGCAAGAACGUAGUAGCGAAUACACUCAGAAAACCGUGACGGUGUGCAUUGAAAACUGUCGGCAAGCUGGUGUUAUAUGCUUGGUGCGUGCAUGGUUGAAGGCUUGGCCGGGACGAUGCAUUCUGGAAGCGAGCGACGGGUACCAGUGCAGGCGAGACUGAGCACAAUGAGGCAGCGUGGGCGGGGAGUGUCUGCCGCCAAGCAAACACAAAAAGCCUCUUCACGUUCAUAAUUACCAAUAGAGUGUUCUGGCUGGCCACGACUGACGUCUGGGCAGCCUCCAGUGCGGAAGAGAGGCUUGUGGUGUGCUGGUGCCCCUGUGCCGAGUGCAUUGAGAUGAUUUUGAUGGAAAAUUUAGGUGGACAUCAAGAAUAUUCAACUUUUAUAUAAUCAGUGAACAAAAGAAAAAAAUCUAUAGGGCAUUAUUACAUUCUGGCUUGUGUGUGUAUGUGUGUGUGUGUGUGUGUGUGUGUGUGUCCAAGCACCACCACUGCCCGCCUGCUUGCCCUCUCAGUGGGACGGCCCGAGCAGUGCCUCCAUUCCCUCCAGUAAGGAGACGGCGCAAAAUAUGGUGCUCAGGAAACCCUCAGCCAUGCCCUUCGCUUCGUCUCGCCUCGUCCUGCCGCGCGUGGUGUGCGUGGCCGGUGUGGUGGUGUGCAGCGUCCUGGGCAUCACUCGGGCACAGUUUGGGCCUCAGUGUGAGGAGAUCAAGAUCCCCAUGUGCCGCCACAUGCCCUACAACCUCACGCGCCUGCCGAACCUCCUGCACCACUCGACGCAGGAAAACGCUCAGUUAGCCAUCGAACAGUUCAAACUCCUGGGAUGGACCAAGUGCUCGGACCAGCUGGAGUUCUUCCUGUGCUCUAUGUACGCCCCCAUCUGCGCGCUGGGCUUCGCCAGUGACGCAAUCCCCCCCUGCCGCAGCGUGUGUGAGGACGCCCGGCGGGGCUGCGAGCCGCUGCUUGCAAAGUUUGACAUCCCGUGGCCGCCCGCCCUCGCCUGCGACGCCCUGCCCUGGUACGACCGAGGCGUGUGCAUCACCCCGCAGGCCAUCAUCUCCGACGUGACGCCGCCGCCCCCGAAGGCCCAAGUCCCUUGUCAAUGCCAGCCUCAGCGGGGACUACGCAGAAGGAUCUACAGGAGAGCUGGAUUUCACUAUGCGCUGCGGGGAACAGUAAAAGCCGUGGACACGUUUGGCGAGCUGACGCUGACGACGGUGACGGUGAAGGAGGUGGUGAGGACGGGCCGCGUCGGGGUGGUAGCGGGCCGCGACGCUCACCUCUGGACCAACCGAUCCUGUGUGUGCCCAGCGCUCGCCAAGGCACAGGAGUACUUGCUGCUCGGCUGGGAGGACUUCGCCAAUAGCUGCCUCCUCUUUCCCGAAGGUAGCCUCGCACUCCCUUACAAGAGGAGAUACGUCAGGAAAAUCAAGGGUUGGGAGGCCGAGAUCUCCCCGUCGGCAGCCCCCACCAGCAGCAGCCCGACCCAGCACACGCCCGCGCUCGCCCACAGCCAAGUACGGAGUGUUUAUAGAAGGAAGAAAAAGAGGAGGAGGAGAAAGAGGAGGAGGAGAAGGCGGAGGAGGAAGAACAAACUAGCUGGGGCACGUGAGAUGGAAACUAAAAACGGAGGAAGGUAAGAUCAGCUGGCCGCGCAACGUAAGACACAGACUGGUCGGCAUUGUGGGUAUUGUCAGACGCUGCCGCCCCUCACAUCAACUAUUUCCAAAGGCCGAAAAGGAGAUGGGUCGAAUUCUAAUCAGUGUUUUUUCACGUUCAUAGUAUAGAAGACGGAUCAACCUACUACCAGGGUCAUAAAACUACCCCUGGAAAGGCCCAUAGCUCCUACGAAAGCCUUGUUAAAUAUAUGUGCUUGGGCGACGAAAUGUUUAAUAAGAAUAUUGCCCUUUAAAGAGUCCCGCCAGAUGAUCAGUGUUACCUAAUUGGGCCGUCUCACUCCCUGUACCUUGCUUUGUAUCAUGGCGUUAUUAUAAAUGUCUCGUAAAUAGGUGGAUCUGUUAGAAUUGCAUGUAGCAUCGAACAUCUGCUUGAUACUCUUCUCGCUAUAAAGGUUCGGGGCACUUCGAGAGAGGUUUCCGUGUUUCGUGAGGCAGGGUACGGUGAUCAGUAGUCAGUGGAUGAAUUGUGUGUGUGUGUGUGUGUGUGUGUGUGUGUGUGUGUGCUGGGGGAGGGUACGUAAGCUUGGAGAGAGGAAUGUAUAAAUAUUACUGCCCAAUCUACGACAGACUCAUUUCCGACCCCCUUACUUUUAAGACGGCGUUAGCCUCAACCUGCACCCGAGUAUACAUAUAGAUACUCCUUUGGCUUGGUCAUCAUCAUCAUUCCAGUGACGGAAGAUUUGUACCCAGCCUGACAUGUACCCAACCUGACAUGGAUCCAGUUUGACAUGUAAAGGGAGGAAGGAGAAGAGAGGGAGGAAGAAAAGGGGAAGACAGGAAUAAGGAUGUUAGAUUAGGGAAGAAAAUUGGAUUAGGGAAGGAAAUAGAGGAAGGAAAGGAGUAGAGAGGAAAAGAAGAUAAGAAAAAGGAAAAAGGAAAAGGAGAGGAAAAGGAAGUUAAGGAUGGAGAGAGAGAGAGAGAGAGAGAGAGAGAGAGAGAGAGAGAGAGAGAGAGAGAGAGAGAGAGAGAGAGAGAGAGAGAGAGAGAGAGAGAGA
Eriocheir sinensis (Chinese mitten crab) is the source of this 3603-nucleotide messenger RNA. Its product is annotated as secreted frizzled-related protein 3-like. The transcript has 7 exons. Gene Ontology annotation, cellular component: cytoplasm. Bases 1499 to 2569 code for a protein of 356 amino acids. NCBI's taxonomy places the organism in Eukaryota, Metazoa, Arthropoda, Malacostraca, Decapoda, Varunidae. Gene Ontology annotation, biological process: canonical Wnt signaling pathway; non-canonical Wnt signaling pathway. The record is from RefSeq and is a predicted model, not a curated record. Gene Ontology annotation, molecular function: Wnt-protein binding.